UUUUGUGUAACAACAUCAAUUAUUGACAUGACAGAUUAACUUUGUUUCGUUUAUUGUAUUUAAUUGUUUACCAAAUUAAGUGAUCCGUGAAUGUGAUUAAGGAAUUAAAUCAAAUUAAUCAAUAACCUUUUCCAUAAAUUACUUUUGGGUUUAAGUCUCUACACAAUUGUAUUUAUCAAUCAAUCAAAAUUAAUCAUCAUGACAACUUCCAGUAAUUAUGGUAAAAUCAAUGGAUCAACCAAAGGAAAUCGAUGUUCUUGUUGCCCUUAUGGUUGUCACGUUGACGUUGAAUUUGUUCAAUAUUGUGAAUCUUUAUUAGCUUCCUGGUAUAAUAAGCAACUUUCUUCCGCUUCGGCCUCAUCUAAAGGUUCAUUUUCACUAAAUCGUCCACCCAAAAGACGCAUAUUAACUUCAACAACCUCACUUCCCAAUGAUGAGGCUACUUAUCAAUGGUUAGUUGAUCAAAACACUGGACGUACUAAUGGACAUUCAAAAACCAUUAACAACAAUCAUUCAUUUCAUUACCAAUAUCCAUUAAAUAAUAAUAAUAAUAAUAACACAUCAUCACCAACCACUACAACAAAUGGACAUCAAUCGUUAAAUCUAAGCACAUCAUCAAAUUUCCUCUAUAGACUCCGUCCUGUUGGAAGAAGUAAUUCCUCCUCAAGAGUUCACGAUAUACUCAACCCACCAAGUCCAAUCGAUAAAUCAUUAACCGAUGCCGUUGAAUUAUUCGAGAAAGUUUUAAAAGAACACGAACAAGCAGCAUUUUCCUAUUCCGUUCCAAAUUCUCCUUCUCCAUACUUUAAUACACCAUCACCUUUACAAACAUCAACACCUACACGUCGAGCAUCAUUACCUCGUUACAUUGGAAACACCGAUCUAAUCAAUCCUAAUGGAAAUGUUAGCUCACCAAAUUCACCCAAUCCUGUUACAGGUUCAAAUCACCUAACCUUUGAAUCUCAAUCACCAGGAGUAACACCGACAGGCUAUUCAAAUAACAACAGUUACUCAUCAAAUAGUAACAACGUUAACCAUCAUAAUCACAAUGGUUCAAUCAAUAACAACAACAAAACUUUUCUCAAUCAUUUUCGUGAUCAAUUGCAAGUGAGCGUUCAAAAAAUGCGAGAUCUUGAACAGCAGGUAAAAAAUAUUCCUGUUUUAAAGCAACAAAUAGCACUUCUUCAAGCAGAGAGGAAAAGAUUAUUGGAAAAGGUUAAUGAUGAGAAACAAGAUGAUACUAAAAAAUUGGUUCAAAACUGUGAUUCAAUUAAUCCGAUUCAACGAUUGACCACUGAGGAGAUUUUCAAACAUGAGGUUGAUGUUAAUUUACCAUUAAAUAGUAAUCGUAUUGAAGAGCUUGAAAAAAAUGGUAUAAUUACACCUCCUCUAACCAGAAGAAAAUUUUUACUUUUUAAAACUAAUUCUAAUUUACCUGAUGAUCAAUCUCAGGUAUUAUUAUCUAAAAAGAAUGAGAAAAAUUCAUUUAAAUUGAAAAUGAAUCACUCACCUGUCAAUAAAUUGUCAUUGUCCAGCCGUGAUAGUACCACCCAAACUGAUACAAAUCAAUUGGUAUUAGAUAAACAGCAAAUUGAUAGUUCAGUUAACAAGCAGCAAUUAUCUUCAUCAUCACCAAGCUCAAUCAAAUCAAAGUCUUUCAAGCACAAUUUAAGUGUCAACAAUAAGGUUACAUGUGUCUCCAUAAGGCCAUCGACAUUAACUCUUACAAAUUCAUUAUCAUCUUCAUCAUCCCAACAAAGUGCAACAGUCGAAUCACAUUUACCAGGUAGAUUAACAACAACACCUACACACAAUUUAACACCAAUUUUUGAUGAUUUACCUUCACCUAAAACCUUUAGAUCAAUUGGUAUAUCAGUUAACAUUGCACCUACUCUACCACGUCGAUCUUUAGUAAGUUUAAGGGAAAGUGAUCUAAAAAAGGUACAAUCCAAUGACGAGAAUAAACAACAACAAGAUCAAUAUCAACAACAAGUUUCAUCUUUAACGCCAACGGCAUUAACAACAUUACCGUCCUUAUCUGCUCUACCCAAUCCGCCACUCCUAACAUCCCGAGGCACAAAUCCAAUGCCACUAGAUCGUAGUGAAGCGAUAACACAAGCUACACCAAGAACCUUACACGCCUCUGUAGGUACAGAUCAUUUUCACCUUCACGAUGUAGGAAUCAAUUUCGAUUAUCGGAAAGAUUUACAUAUCCGGGACUUCAAUCGAUCAAAUCAAACUGACUCUCUUAGAACUCAAGACGCAAUUGUCCAAGUUAAUGGAAAGUGUUCUAACUGUGAAUUAAAACAAAUGGAAACUGUUGGUGUUGGAAGUGGACCAAUUUAUUUACCCUCAGAAUCUAUUGGGAUAACAAAUGCUUCUGAGGUUGGUGUUAAUACUGAAAUCUACAACAAUCAUGGCGGUGUUAAUACUCGAAUGGUUGAUUCAAUGAUUUCCUCAAUAUCAUCAAUGGCGAGUAGUAUUCAGUCAAUUAAAUUAUGUGAUAAAUGUAAUGAAACAAUUACAUCUCUUGCUCGGGAAGUUGUAAUCAACAAGGAUAAACAGAUUCCAAGCCCUGGAAUCGGUUCUCGUAUUCCUAGACUUUCUGCCUCAUUACCUCCACUACCACCAACACAACAACAACACCAACAGUCAAGCUCAAUGCCAUUAACAACUACAGUAGUUACGGAAACAACAUCAUCAACAACCGAGGGAGCAACAACAACAACCAACAUUUUACCAACUACUACCACAAUAAAAUCAACUAAUCUUGCAAAUAAGAUAAUCAUUGAAGAGGGAAAUGAUGAUGAAAUACUUGUUUUUAGGGAUCCUAAUGCCAGUUUAGGAUCACGAAAACAUCGAUCUAAUUUUCCGUCUAUGAUGACACCGCAAGUUGACCUGGAGGGAAUCCGUUUAUUAGAUGAAGCGUGUAAAAUAACAGACUCGGAAGAAUCGGAAGAUGAUGAUGAUGAUGAUGAUGAUGACCCUGAAUCGUUUUCAUCAAUUGAAGGUACUUACAUCCUUGACGAAGGUGUUAUUGUACCUGGUGGUCGACGUCAAGUCCAAAAUAGUACCAAAAAUCAUAAUAAUAACGUUGAUGCUACAAAUAAUAUAAACAAUGUUCGUCUCAAAAAAAUAAUCGAACCAAGCAAAGAACUUCGAGCAGCAUUAAAGGUUCUAAAUGAUAGUUUACUAAAACCCGAUCUAUCAAACAAACCAGCAACGGCGAAAAGUAUACAAAUCAUUGAGAAAGAAUGGUUUUCAAUUGCAGCAUGUAAAGAUUCUGAUCCAUUGUCUAUCGAGAAAUAUCUUGAUUGUUUCGAAUCUUUUUCGACUCAUCUUUUGAAUAAGAUCGUUAAUUUAACCGAUUCCAGCGGUAACACGGCCAUGCACUAUGCGAUUUCCCAUUCAAAUUUCGACGUUGUUUCCGUUCUGUUGGACUCCAAGGUCUGUGAUGUCAACAAACAAAACAAGGCUGGUUACACGGCGAUCAUGUUGGUUUCUACUGCUCGAGUGUCCAAUGAUACACACAAGGAAGUAAUCAAACGGUUGUUCAAUCUUGGUGAUGUUAAUAUAAGAGCUAAACAGAAUGGACAAACCGCUUUAAUGUUAGCCUCAAGUCACGGCCAGUUUUCCACAUGUAAAUUACUUCUAGAAGCUGGAGCCGCUCUUAAUGUCCAAGAUAACGAUGGUUCAACGGCCUUAAUGUGUGCAACUGAACAUGGACAAAUUGAAAUCGUUAAAUUAUUACUAUCACAUCCUGAUUGUGAUCCAACGAUUUCUGAUAAUGAUAAAGCGACCGCAAUGACCAUCGCCAUGGAGUGUGGCCGUAAAGAUAUCGCCGUGUUACUUUACGCAAGUAGUAACAUGUUGAGCCGAGGCUCAUCUCCAUAUGCUUCCCUUAGAAGAUCAUCAUCCAAGGCGAUUACCACGCAAUUACAACGAACCGGAUCAUUUAAUUCACGAUCAAAUCAUCAAGCGUUUAAUCAACGAAACUUAUCACUGGCUCCUUCCCCACCGACACGUUCCCGUACCUCCUCCGUUACCACAACAACGACAUCAACUACUAAUCAACAUCGACGAACCAAAAAGUGACUUACCAAGGAAAACAAAACGACAACAAUUAACUAACAAUAAAAAACUUGCAAUCCUGAAAAUAAAAGUAAACACGGAAAUCGAGACACAAUCAAAAGCUUAAUUGUUGCACAAAACCGGAUAAAAUAUCAAAUUAAUAAAUUACCGAGUUUGUUUGAUUAAGUGUCAUUAGUAUUAUUGUUAUGGUGCUAAAAAUGAUUACCUUUUUAAACUAUUGUUAUAUAAAAAAAAAAUGGUUGAUUGUUAAUCACCCAGUUAAUUGGACAUGAAAAUAGUUCAAUCAUCAAUAUUUGUUAAAUAACAAUCAACUAAAUUGGAUUAUGAUUAACCUUUUGCCAUUUGUGUAUGUUUAUUUGGCAAUUACAAAAUGUUAAUCACAAUUAACUAGUCGGAAUUUAAUCAUUCCUAUUCAAUUGUAUCAUCACCGCUAAUUGUAUUCAUCAAGGUCCAACAAUCAACAAACCCAAAAUAAUCAAAUGGGUUUUUAUUAACCUUGAUUUUGUUUCUUCCUCUUCAAGACACAAUCAUUGACAAUCAACAAUCAACCCAACCUAUUAAAUUAUUUCACCUUGCUUCAAAUUGUAAGAGUUAAUUGUUAAUGACAAUCAUCAUUAACAAUUAACACCAUUGAUAAUACAACAAAAUUUUCAUCUAGGAAACACCAACAAAAACUUUUAUUGUACAAGAAUUAACCUUCUUAUCACUUGAUUAUUAAGAACAACAAUUAGGUUAAUUGUAUGUUUCUCUUGAUUCAAUGUUACCUCCCUUUACCUUAUCCUUAAUUGUAAUCAAUAACAUCAACAACAAAGUCUUUCUUUCAAUUGUUAACAAUCAACAUUUUUCUGUAGAUUAAUUAUCAUCAAGUAAUAUAAUAUAUAAUUAAAGAGCUUGAAAAUCAAAAUCAA
Messenger RNA from Panonychus citri (citrus red mite), 5000 nucleotides. RefSeq names its product probable serine/threonine-protein kinase DDB_G0282963. NCBI's taxonomy places the organism in Eukaryota, Metazoa, Arthropoda, Arachnida, Trombidiformes, Tetranychidae. Gene Ontology annotation, biological process: negative regulation of actin filament polymerization. The record is from RefSeq and is a predicted model, not a curated record. The transcript is spliced from 7 exons. Gene Ontology annotation, cellular component: cytoplasm; cytoskeleton. The coding region runs from base 199 to 4095 and encodes 1298 amino acids. Gene Ontology annotation, molecular function: protein binding.